CCCCCAAAAGCAACACAGGGCAUUCGCUCCUCUCCUCCGCGGCCAGACUGCCUCUCUCUCUCUCUCUCUCUCCCCACCUCUCCGCAAGUGAAGCGGCGGCCGCGCGCCGCGCGUGGUGAGCUCUUCUAGGGUUUUCUCGUCGCCGGGUCGGUGUCAUCUCUCCUGCGAGCUACCGCGGCGGACAUGGAGUCCGCGUCGUCUUCACUAGCGACCAGCGGGCGGCGCCGCAGCAGCAGCGGCGGCGGCGGCGGUAGCUGGGGCAGCAUCGGCUCCGCCGCCGACCCGUUCGACAUCCCGGCUAAGGGUGCUCCCGUCGAGAGUCUCAAAAAAUGGCGGCAAGCAGCUCUAGUACUCAAUGCAUCCAGGCGCUUUAGAUACACAUUGGACUUGAAAAGGGAGGAACAAAGGGAGGAAGUUAUAAGCAAAAUUCGUGCACAAGCUCAUGUUGUCAGGGCUGCAUUCCGCUUUAAAGAAGCAGGACAAGUCCACGUUCAGCAAAAGGAGGUGGCAGCACCGCCAGUUGAUGGUGCACUGGGCUUUGGUAUCAAAGAAGACCAACUUACUGCAUUGACCAGAGAUCACAAUUACUCUGCUCUACAACAGUAUGGAGGGAUUUCUGGGGUAGCGCGCAUGCUAAAGACAGACACAGAGAAGGGGAUUAGUGGAGAUGAUUCAGAUUUGACUGCAAGACGAAAUGCAUUUGGAUCGAAUACAUACCCUCGUAAGAAAGGAAGAAGCUUCCUGGCUUUCUUAUGGGAUGCUUGUAAAGAUUUGACACUUAUCAUUCUCAUGGUUGCUGCAGCAGUAUCACUUGCUUUGGGCAUAACAACAGAGGGGAUAAAAGAAGGCUGGUAUGAUGGAGCAAGCAUUGCUUUUGCUGUUCUCCUAGUUGUUGUUGUUACAGCAACUAGCGAUUACAAGCAAUCCUUACAGUUUCAAAAUCUUAAUGAGGAAAAGCAGAACAUCAAAUUGGAGGUGGUUAGAGGUGGAAGGCGAAUCUCGGUAUCCAUUUAUGAUUUGGUUGCUGGUGAUGUUGUGCCACUUAAAAUUGGUGACCAGGUCCCCGCUGAUGGGAUCCUUAUCAGUGGUCACUCCCUGUCCGUAGAUGAAUCCAGCAUGACCGGAGAGAGUAAAAUUGUUCACAAAGAUCAGAAAUCACCAUUCCUAAUGUCUGGUUGUAAAGUUGCUGACGGGUAUGGCACUAUGCUGGUGACCGCAGUUGGCAUUAACACUGAAUGGGGACUGCUAAUGGCAAGCAUUUCUGAAGAUUCUGGUGAAGAAACACCUUUGCAGGUUCGCUUGAACGGUGUUGCCACCUUCAUUGGAAUGGUUGGACUUUCUGUUGCUCUCGCCGUUCUUGUUGUCCUUCUGGCCAGGUACUUCACUGGGCAUACCUAUAACCCUGAUGGGUCAGUGCAAUAUGUGAAAGGAAAAAUGGGUGUAGGCCAGACAAUACGAGGAAUAGUAGGAAUAUUUACAGUGGCGGUAACAAUUGUUGUCGUGGCUGUUCCUGAAGGGUUACCAUUGGCCGUCACGUUGACGCUUGCCUUCUCUAUGCGCAAGAUGAUGAGGGACAAAGCUCUGGUCAGGAGGCUCUCUGCAUGUGAAACUAUGGGUUCAGCCACAACAAUUUGCAGCGACAAGACAGGAACGCUGACUUUGAAUCAGAUGACUGUUGUGGAGGCUUACUUUGGUGGAAAGAAAAUGGAUCCUCCAGAUAAUGUUCAGGUGUUAUCUGCUUCAAUCUCAUCAUUGAUUGUCGAAGGAAUUGCUCAGAAUACGUCUGGAAGCAUAUUUGAGCCCGAGAAUGGUCAAGAUCCAGAGGUGACUGGAUCACCGACCGAAAAGGCUAUACUGUCUUGGGGGCUGAAGCUUGGCAUGAGAUUCAAUGACACAAGAACAAAGUCCUCUAUUCUUCAUGUUUUCCCAUUCAACUCAGAGAAAAAAAGAGGCGGGGUUGCAGUGCAUCUGGGUGGCUCUGAGUCUGAGGUACACAUACACUGGAAGGGAGCUGCAGAAAUUAUUUUGGAUUCAUGCAAAAGCUGGCUUGCUGCAGAUGGUUCAAAGCAUUCAAUGACACCUGAGAAAAUUAGUGAAUUCAAGAAAUUCAUAGAAGAUAUGGCUGCUUCGAGCCUCCGGUGUGUUGCCUUUGCUUAUAGAACAUAUGAGAUGGUUGAUGUCCCAAGUGAGGACCGGAGGGCUGAUUGGAUAUUGCCUGAAGAUGACUUGAUUAUGCUUGGCAUAGUUGGGAUAAAGGAUCCUUGCCGCCCGGGUGUUAAAGAUUCUGUUCGGUUAUGUGCAGCAGCUGGCAUUAAGGUCCGCAUGGUUACUGGAGACAACCUUCAAACUGCCAGAGCCAUUGCCUUGGAGUGUGGAAUUUUAUCUGAUCCCAAUGUGUCAGAGCCAGUCAUUAUUGAAGGAAAGGCUUUUCGUGCACUGUCAGAUUUAGAAAGGGAAGAAGCUGCAGAAAAGAUUUCGGUGAUGGGGAGGUCUUCACCAAAUGACAAGCUUUUACUUGUUAAAGCAUUAAGAAAAAGAGGUCAUGUUGUUGCUGUGACUGGAGAUGGCACAAAUGAUGCCCCAGCUUUGCAUGAGGCAGAUAUAGGUCUCUCCAUGGGCAUCCAGGGAACUGAAGUUGCCAAGGAGAGUUCUGAUAUUAUCAUCUUGGAUGACAAUUUUGCAUCGGUCGUGAGGGUUGUCAGAUGGGGUCGCUCGGUUUAUGCAAACAUUCAGAAAUUUAUACAGUUUCAGUUAACCGUCAACGUUGCAGCCUUGAUUAUUAACGUUGUUGCUGCUGUCAGUUCUGGGAAUGUUCCCCUGAACGCUGUUCAGCUACUGUGGGUUAACCUAAUCAUGGAUACUCUGGGUGCUCUUGCACUGGCGACAGAACCACCUACUGACCAUCUUAUGCAGAGACCACCAGUUGGCAGAAGGGAACCCUUGAUAACAAAUGUCAUGUGGAGAAACUUAAUCAUAAUGGCUCUGUUUCAAGUUAUAGUCCUCCUUACUCUCAACUUUAGGGGCACAAGCCUUUUGCAGCUAAAAAACGACAACCAGGCACAUGCAGACAAAGUCAAAAAUACCUUCAUAUUCAAUACAUUUGUUCUCUGUCAGGUGUUCAAUGAAUUCAAUGCUAGGAAGCCCGAUGAGCUGAACAUAUUCAAGGGCAUUACUGGGAACCAUCUCUUUAUGGCCAUUGUUGCCAUAACAGUUGUACUGCAGGCGCUUAUUGUUGAGUUCCUUGGCAAGUUUACAUCGACAACCAGACUCACCUGGCAGUUGUGGUUGGUGUCAAUAGGUCUCGCCUUUUUUAGCUGGCCGUUGGCAUUUGUGGGAAAGCUUAUCCCUGUCCCAGAGAGACCAUUAGGAGAUUUCUUUGCAUGUUGCUGCCCAGGAAGUAAACAAGCUGCUGAUGCCAAGGGUGAUGACGCUGAUCACAGCGAUGUAUGAAGCUACGGAUCAGAGGGAAACUUGUGCCAAGGUUUACUUUUAACAUCAUUAAGGUGUAAUUAACUGCUAUCAGGAUUGUACAUACACUAUGCUUCACAUGGAUAGGUCUGAUUACCUUUGGAAAAUUGUGGCACUAUUAACCAUGCGUUCAGAUACUUGACGGGGCAAGGUGUGAUUUUGCGGCAGAGCUGCUGCAGGGAGAUUUCUAAUGGCGUUUUAUUAGCGUAUUGGAGAAAAGAUUUUGGAUACUUAUUUGAGCUUACUUCACUUUAACGUUGCUCCAGUUUUACUUCUUGGAGUUAGAGCC
This is a messenger RNA of Oryza sativa Japonica Group (Japanese rice), 3757 nucleotides long. The record is from RefSeq and is a predicted model, not a curated record. NCBI's taxonomy places the organism in Eukaryota, Viridiplantae, Streptophyta, Magnoliopsida, Poales, Poaceae.